Messenger RNA from Alexandromys fortis (reed vole), 931 nucleotides. RefSeq names its product DnaJ heat shock protein family (Hsp40) member C4 (gene Dnajc4). NCBI's taxonomy places the organism in Eukaryota, Metazoa, Chordata, Mammalia, Rodentia, Cricetidae. The record is from RefSeq and is a predicted model, not a curated record. Bases 16 to 831 code for a protein of 271 amino acids. The transcript is spliced from 7 exons.
CUGAACCUUGAGCCAAUGAGGGAUCGGGGGCGGGGCCUGUACGGGCGCAGGAAAUGGCGGCGACUGUGGAGCCUCUGCCCGCCUGCCGUCAUCAUGCCGUCCCUGUUGCUCCUGCUGCCCCUGCGCCUAUGCCGGCUGUGGCCUCGCAGCCCUCCCACCCGGCUUCUCACAGCCAACACAGGGCAGCGGUCUACUUCUACUAAUUACUAUGAACUGUUGGGGGUGCAUCCUGGUGCCAGCGCUGAAGAGGUUAAACGUGCUUUCUUCACCAAGUCAAAAGAGCUGCACCCUGACCGAGACCCUGGGAACCCAGCCCUGCAUAGCCGCUUUGUGGAGCUGAAUGAGGCCUACCGAGUACUCAGCCGUGAGGACAGUCGUCGAAACUAUGACCAACAGCUGCAUUCAACCAGGCCGCCCAAAUCUUCAGGGACCAGAGCCCAGCCUAAGUACACCCAGGAGACACACAGCAGCUCCUGGGAACCCCCGAACGCACAAUACUGGGCCCAGUUUCACAAUGUGAGGCCACAGGGGCCUGAGUCAAGGCGGCAGCAGAACAAACACAACCAGCGGGUCCUGGGGUACUGCCUUCUGCUCAUGGUGGCAGGCAUGGGCCUGCACUAUAUGGCUUUCAGGAAGCUGGAGCAGGUGCACCGGAGCUUCAUGGAUGAGAAGGAUCGGAUUAUCACAGCCAUCUACAACGACACGAGGGCGAGGGCCAGGGCCAACAGAGCCAGGAUUCAGCAGGAGCGCCAGCAGAGGCAGCAGCGUCGGAAAGGAUCCUCCCUGCCCACAGAAGGCCCUGGGAUCGUGCCCCAGGACAGUAGCCCUUGAGGGGCUCACUUAGGUGGGACCUGCAUUGGUCCUCUCCUUGCUGCCUAUCCAGGACUACAGAUUUCCCACAGCACGUGCAAUAAACUCAUUUUCAGACUCU